CCACAACAGCAGCUCUGCUGAAAACUAUUUAGAGCGGUUUCAAAUAUGCCACAAAGGAAGAGUCUGUUGGUCAGUCUGCAGGAAGACAUCAUGGAGAUCAGAGCCCUCUGCAUCAGACUGUUGAUAACCAUCAUAAUCAUGCUGCGUGCACAUGCUCAGAAAGUUUUUUCUCUUCGUGUUGUUCCAAACAAAUUGCAGUUUUUUGAAUAUGAAACUGUCAGUUUUUACUGCGAGGGAGUAUUUCAUGGAAACAUAGUACACAAGGUAAACGGGAGAACAUCCCAGUGUAACAACGGUGGUAACAAAACAGCACAAGGAUCGUUGUGCAUUAUGACAAGUCUUUAUUUGAAUGAUGGUGGACAGCACUGGUGUGAGAUUGAAGGAGGGAGGAGAAGCAACAGUGUCAACAUCUCUGUCACUGCUGGUUCUGUGAUCCUGGAGAGUCCUGCUGUUCCUGUGAUGGAGGGAGAAGAUGUGACGCUGCGCUGCAGAAACAAGAUGAUUUCCUCCAAUAUUGCAGCUGAUUUCUAUAAAUAUGGGCAUCACAUAGGGAACAGCUCAACAGCAAACAUGACCAUCCACAGAGUUUACAAGUCUGAUGAAGGACUUUACAAGUGCAAGAUCUCAGGAGGUGGAGAAUCACCAGAGAGCUGGCUGUCUGUCUCUCUGCCAUGUGUCACAGCCGAUCACACAGAGUCUCAGAGAGACCACUCGUCUAACCAGGGCUGCCAUAUUUACCUCGUCUCACGGACUGUGUUCACUGUGGCGAUGGUGGCGCUGCUGCUGGUGGUGGUGGGACUUCUUCACUGUGGGAAAGUCAGAGCUAGAACAGCUAACAGUUCACCCAGAUGUAAAUGUAACUGUAAUUAUGACAAAUAG
This is a messenger RNA of Oreochromis niloticus (Nile tilapia), 879 nucleotides long. Its product is annotated as low affinity immunoglobulin gamma Fc region receptor II. The record is from RefSeq and is a predicted model, not a curated record. Gene Ontology annotation, biological process: immune response; cell surface receptor signaling pathway. Bases 46 to 879 code for a protein of 277 amino acids. The transcript is spliced from 5 exons. Lineage: Eukaryota; Metazoa; Chordata; Actinopteri; Cichliformes; Cichlidae. Gene Ontology annotation, molecular function: transmembrane signaling receptor activity. Gene Ontology annotation, cellular component: external side of plasma membrane.